Molecule: messenger RNA, 1884 nt
Organism: Pistacia vera
Lineage: Eukaryota; Viridiplantae; Streptophyta; Magnoliopsida; Sapindales; Anacardiaceae
Product: probable GABA transporter 2
Exons: 9
Coding region: 334-1692 (452 amino acids)
Cellular component (GO): plasma membrane
Source: RefSeq, a predicted model, not a curated record
CUCAAAAUUUCGUGUGAGCAACGCCCACAAUAUGCAACAAAACAAAAAGUUAGUGAACUGGAAGGGACAGAAGGAAUCAAAAUAUAUCCGAAAUCAAGCAAAAAGAAAGGCUCCCCACCGCCACCGUAUCAUAUCAAUGAUUAUUUCAUUAGUAAAGAGGAUCAAUCCAACAAUCACAUCAAAAAGGAUAUUAAGUCUCAGUGAGCCACAUGCAAAGCAGGCGAGCGGCUAGCUAAGCUAUUGGUGCUGCGCUUCGCCGACGGCUCCAAGAAGCUUCUUGUUAAUUCUCUCCUUGUUAUGUAUUGAAAAAAAAUACAUAUACAUCCUUGAACAAUGGUACAUCCUCCUCACGCGGAGCCCUUCCCCGGGUCCGGCCGAGACGCAGACGCCGGUGCCGUUUUUGUUCUCGAGGCAAAAGGGGAGUGGUGGCACGCGGGGUUUCAUCUGACUACGGCGAUAGUGGGACCGACAAUAUUGACGUUACCGUAUGUGUUCAGGGGGCUUGGAUGGGGCCUGGGGUUUAUGUGUUUGACGGCGAUGGGGUUGGUGACGUUUUACUCUUACUAUCUGAUGUCAAAGGUGCUAGACCACUGUGAGAAAGCUGGUCGUCGCCACAUCAGAUUCCGCGAGCUGGCUGCCGACGUUUUAGGAUCUGGAUGGAUGUUUUAUUUCGUGAUACUUAUUCAAACAGCCAUCAAUACUGGAGUUGGAAUAGGAGCAAUUUUGCUUGCAUCGGAGUGCCUCCAGAUAAUGUACUCGGACCUUUCCCCCAAUGGGACUUUGAAACUGUACGAGUUCGUAGCAAUGGUGACAAUUGUUAUGAUAGUACUCUCUCAGCUUCCCACUUUCCACUCACUCAGACACAUCAACCUUGCUUCUCUUCUUCUAAGCUUGGGCUAUUCCUUCCUCGUAGUUGGUGCUUGUAUUAAAGCAGGUUUCUCCAAAAAUGCUCCGUCAAAGGACUAUUCCCUGGAAUCUUCAAAGUCAUCUAGGCUUUUUAGUGCCUUCACUUCCAUCUCCAUAAUAGCUGCCAUUUUUGGAAAUGGCAUACUACCAGAAAUACAGGCAACUCUGGCUCCACCCGCUACUGGGAAGAUGCUAAAAGGUCUUCUAAUGUGCUUUAGUGUCAUUUUUGUUACUUUCUAUUCGGCUGCAGCUUCUGGGUAUUGGGCGUUUGUUAACAAAGCUGAUUCAAACAUUCUCAAGAGCCUGCUGCCUGAUAUUGGACCUUUCUACGCUCCAACAUUGGUUGUUGGUCUCGCAGUUUUGUUUGUUCUUCUUCAAUUAUUUGCCAUUGGCUUGGUUUAUUCUCAAGUAGCUUUUGAGAUCAUGGAGAAGAAAUCAGCUGAUGUAAAACAAGGGAUGUUUUCAAAAAGAAACCUUAUCCCUAGGAUCAUUCUUCGGACGUUGUACAUGAUAUUCUGUGGAUUUAUGGCAGCAAUGCUUCCAUUUUUUGGAGACAUUAAUGGAGUGGUAGGAGCAAUUGGAUUUAUCCCCCUAGACUUCAUCCUGCCAAUGCUUCUUUACAACAUGAGCUUUAAACCUCCCAAAUCAUCCCUUAUCUACUGGAUCAAUAUUACUAUCAUGGUUGUUUUCACAGGUGCAGGAUUGAUGGGUACAUUCUCCUCUGUAAGGAAGUUGAUUCUCGAUGCUAACAAGUUUAAGCUCUUUAGUAGUGAUGUUGUGGACUGAACAUAAAUGAAAAUCUCUGAGCGUACGAGUAUCCUCAGAGAAAGUUUACCUUUGUUGUGAAUCAAAACUACACGUUUUGAUUAGUGCAAUUAAGAAUGAGAAACUGCAGACUAACAAUUUUUAAUUAUUAAUAACAAGAAUUUUCAGUUGCAAGAUCCACUUCUAAGCUGGCUGCACUGAUAUUGUCUAAUA